AUCUCUCUCCCAUCCCCAUGUUACCGCGUCCCCAAGUCCCAGUGGUGCGGGAGGUCCCGUUGGGUGUCCCCACAGAUCCCUCUCCCAUCCCCAUCCGUGUCCCCAAGUCCCAGUGGCGCGGAAGGUCCCCGUUGGAUCCUUCUCCCAUCCCCAUGUUACCGCGUCCCCAAGUCCCACUGGCGCGGGAGGUCCCAGUUGGGUGUCCCCACAGAUCCCCCUCCCAUCCCCAUGUUAGCACGUCCCCAAGUCCCACUGGCGCGGGAGGUCCCCGCUGGGUGUCCCCACAGAUCCCCCUCCCAUCCCCAUACGCGUCCCCAAGUCCCACUGGCGCGGGAGGUCCCCGUUGGGUGUCCCCACAGAUCCCCCUCCCAUCCCCAUCCGCGUCCCCAAGUCCCACUGGCACGGGAGGUCCUCGUUGGGUGUCCCCACAUACCCCUCCCAUCCCCAUCCGCGUCCCCAAGUCCCACUGGCGCGGGAGGUCCCCGCUGGGUGUCCCCACAUACCCCCCUCCCAUCCCCAUCCGCGCGUCCCAAUUCCCACUGGCGCGGGAGGUCCCCGUUGGGUGUCCCCACAUACCCCACUCUCAUCCCCAUGUUAGCGUGUCCCCAAGUCCCACUGGCGCGAGAGGUCCCCGUUGGGCGUCCCCACAGAUCCCUCUCCCAUCCCCAUCCGUGUCCCCAAGUCCCACUGGCGCGGGAGGUCCCCGUUGGGUGCCCCGGCCGCUGUCCAUGAAGAAGGACGGCAUCCAGACCCGCAACCGCAAGCUCAGCGCCAAGAAGAAGAAGAAAGCAAUGCUCGGCUUCCCCGACAUGCUACGCUGCGACAAGUCGGGCGCCGCAGCCGGCGCGUUUGGUGGCUUCGGAGGACACGGUGGCUACAACAUGUACACGAUGUACGGUAACCAGCACAUCGCUGCAGCCGCCGUUGCAGCAGCUGCAGCUGCAAGUUCGUCCUCCAUGGCAUCCUCCAUGGCAGGUGGACUCAUGGGUCCUGGUGGACAAGGGGCAUAUCAUGGCCAUCAGCACCACCCCGGGAUGCAUGGCAUGUCUGGUUUGGGGCUCCCGAGCGCCUCGCCUGCAGGAGGCGCGUCCAUGGGCCUGGGAGGAGGCUUUUGUACAGUGGGGGCGUAG
Molecule: messenger RNA, 1130 nt
Organism: Hyalella azteca
Lineage: Eukaryota; Metazoa; Arthropoda; Malacostraca; Amphipoda; Hyalellidae
Product: vegetative cell wall protein gp1-like
Exons: 3
Source: RefSeq, a predicted model, not a curated record